AUGUCCAGCUCGCCGCUGUCCAAGAAACGUCGCUUGUCAGGAUCAGAGACGAAGACGGGAUCCCACUGCUCCUCCUCUAACUCUGUCAGAACCCAACUGUCCCACGCACCAGCUAACGGCAUGGCUAAGAAUGGCAAUGAUGCUGAGAUCGAUGAGGGCCUGUACUCCAGACAACUGUAUGUGCUGGGACAUGAUGCCAUGAAACGCAUGCAGAGCUCUAACGUGCUGAUCUCAGGGCUGCGUGGUCUUGGCGUGGAGAUUGCCAAAAAUGUUAUCCUGGGUGGAGUUAAGAGCGUCACCAUUCAUGACCAGGGUGUGGCCGAGUGGAGGGAUCUGUCCUCACAGUUUUAUCUGCGCGAGGAAGACCUGGGCAAGAGCCGCGCGGAAGUCAGUCAGGGGCGCCUGGCCGAGCUCAAUAGCUAUGUCCCCGUGUCCUCCUACACCGGCCCUCUCACCAAUGACUACCUGACCCAGUUUCAGGUGGUUGUGCUGACCAACUCCAGUCUUGAUGAGCAGAUCCGUAUUGGCGACUUCUGCCACAGCAAGGGUAUCAAGCUGAUCAUUGCAGAUACUCGUGGGCUGUUUGGGCAAUUGUUCUGUGAUUUUGGAGAGGAAAUGAUGGUGUAUGACACAAACGGAGAGCAGCCCUUGAGCGCCAUGAUCUCCAUGAUCACCAAGGACAGCCCUGGUGUGGUGACCUGUCUGGAUGAGGCCCGGCAUGGCUUUGAGACAGGAGACUAUGUUACUUUCACAGAAGUGCAGGGCAUGACAGAGCUCAAUGGGUGCCAGCCAGUAGAAAUCAAGGCCUUGGGUCCUUACACCUUUAGUAUCUGUGACACCAGCUCCUUCUCUGACUAUGUAAGAGGGGGAAUUGUAUCUCAAGUCAAGAUGCCCAAGAAGAUCACUUUUAAAUCACUGUCAGCAUCCAUGUCCGAACCAGAGUUCCUGCUCACUGACUUUGCCAAGUUUGAUCGACCAGGCCAGCUGCAUGUGGGCUUCCAAGCUCUGCAUGCCUUUGAGAAGAAACACAGCCGUCUUCCAAAGCCCUGGAAUCAGUCAGAUGCAGAUGAGCUGGUGUCUCUGGCUGGCGAGGUGAAUGCAGGACAGUCUGGAGCGGCCAAACAGGAGCAGCUGGACGAGGCUGUGCUCAAAAAGUUAGCCUUUGUUGCCGCCGGUGAUCUGGCACCUGUCAACGCAUUCAUUGGUGGGCUGGCUGCUCAGGAGGUUAUGAAGGCCUGCACUGGGAAGUUUAUGCCUGUGAUGCAGUGGCUAUAUUUUGAUGCGUUGGAGUGCCUUCCUGAAGCUGAUGGAGCUGUUCCUACAGAGGAGGAGUGUGCACCUAGGAACUGUCGAUAUGAUGGACAAGUUGCAGUCUUUGGGUCAAAACUCCAGGAACAGUUGGCUAAGCAGCGCUACUUUCUAGUUGGAGCAGGGGCAAUUGGCUGUGAGCUGCUGAAGAAUUUUGCCAUGAUGGGUCUGGCCAGCGGGGAUGGAGAAGUCAUUGUCACUGAUAUGGACACCAUUGAGAAAUCUAAUCUCAACCGGCAGUUCCUGUUCAGACCAUGGGAUGUCACGAAGAUGAAGAGCGAGACUGCUGCCGCUGCAGUGAAGCAGAUGAACCCAUCCAUCCGGAUCACAGGCCAUCAGAACCGAGUGGGCCCAGACACGGAGAGGAUUUACGAUGAUGACUUUUUCGAGGCCCUGGAUGGAGUGGCCAACGCACUGGACAAUGUGGAUGCACGCAUGUACAUGGACCGGAGGUGUGUAUACUAUCGUAAGCCUCUGCUGGAGUCUGGCACUCUGGGCACUAAAGGGAACGUCCAGGUGGUCAUUCCCUUUGUCACUGAGUCCUACAGCUCCAGUCAGGACCCCCCUGAGAAGUCCAUCCCUAUCUGCACCCUCAAAAACUUCCCCAACGCCAUCGAACACACCCUGCAGUGGGCCCGAGAUGAGUUUGAGGGACUUUUUAAGCAGCCGGUAGAAGAGGCCAUGCAGUACCUUACUGACCCUAAGUUCAUGGAGCGCACUCUGAAGCUGCCUGGCGCUCAGCCUCUGGAGAUUCUGGAGGCCGUGUAUAAGAGCCUGGUGACGGAUUGCCCACGCAGCUGGGAGGACUGUGUCAGCUGGGCAAGGAACCACUGGCAGUGCCAGUACAGUAACAACAUCCGCCAGUUACUGCACAACUUCCCCCCUGACCAGCUCACCAGCUCUGGGGCUCCUUUCUGGUCCGGUCCGAAGAGAUGUCCUCAUCCACUAGAGUUCAGCACUAGUAAUGACCUGCACAUGGAUUACGUUAUGGCUGCUGCCAACCUGUUUGCACAGUCAUAUGGUCUUCCUGGGUCCACUGACCGUGCAGCUGUGGCCAAGCUGCUUCAGGACAUCAAAGUGCCCGAGUUCACUCCCCGGUCAGGAGUCAAAAUCCAUGUGUCUGACCAGGAACUGCAGAAUGCCAAUGCUUCCGUGGAUGACUCAAGGCUCGAGGAGCUGAAGACACUACUGCCUGCACCGGAGACUGCGUCCAAGUUCAAACUCUGUCCAAUUGAUUUUGAGAAGGAUGACGACACCAACUUCCAUAUGGACUUCAUUGUUGCAGCAUCCAAUCUGAGAGCAGAGAAUUACGACAUUCCUCCUGCAGACAGACAUAAGAGCAAGCUUAUAGCUGGUAAGAUCAUUCCCGCCAUCGCCACAACGACGGCAGCGGUGGUGGGCUUGGUGUGUCUGGAGCUGCUGAAGGUCGUGCAAGGUCACAAGAAACUAGAGUCCUAUAAGAACGGUUUCAUGAACCUUGCCCUCCCUUUCUUUGCCUUCUCUGAACCCAUUGCUGCCCCCAAGCACAAGUACUAUGACAUUGACUGGACGCUGUGGGACCGCUUUGAGGUGAAGGGCAUGCAGCCCAAUGGGGAAGAGAUGACACUCCGACAGUUCCUGGACUAUUUUAAGAAUGAACACAAACUGGAGAUCACUAUGCUGUCACAGGGUGUCUCCAUGCUCUACUCCUUCUUCAUGCCUGCUGCCAAGCUCAAAGAGAGACUGGACCUACCGAUGACUGAGAUUGUGACGAAGGUGUCGAAGAAAAAGCUGGGGAAGCAUGUGAAGGCGUUAGUGUUUGAGCUCUGUUGCAACGACCUGUCGGAGGAGGACGUGGAGGUGCCCUACGUCAGAUACACCAUCCGUUGA
Chanos chanos (milkfish) is the source of this 3177-nucleotide messenger RNA. RefSeq names its product ubiquitin-like modifier activating enzyme 1 (gene uba1). Gene Ontology annotation, biological process: protein ubiquitination; DNA damage response; ubiquitin-dependent protein catabolic process. The coding region runs from base 1 to 3177 and encodes 1058 amino acids. The record is from RefSeq and is a predicted model, not a curated record. Gene Ontology annotation, cellular component: nucleus; cytoplasm. The transcript has 25 exons. NCBI's taxonomy places the organism in Eukaryota, Metazoa, Chordata, Actinopteri, Gonorynchiformes, Chanidae. Gene Ontology annotation, molecular function: ubiquitin activating enzyme activity.